Cyphomyrmex costatus is the source of this 1391-nucleotide messenger RNA. RefSeq lists its product as uncharacterized. The transcript is spliced from 4 exons. The coding region runs from base 310 to 1371 and encodes 353 amino acids. The record is from RefSeq and is a predicted model, not a curated record. NCBI's taxonomy places the organism in Eukaryota, Metazoa, Arthropoda, Insecta, Hymenoptera, Formicidae.
CGAUCGUUACUGUAAUUAAAGCUACGCACAGUCCGGGAAACCGGUGUCAAGAGAGAAAGUGGGAGGAAAGUAUUUCGCGAUCGAGACAUUCCUAUGGUGGUGCUCAGGUAUUCUUCGGGCUUGGCCAAAAAUGGAGAACAGCAGCAAGCAACAGCGACGAUUCCUAUCGAGCUUCCCUCCGAACUUCUCCCGCUGGAAGAUGUACCUCGCGUCUACGUUUCUCCCAACUACUCAUUAAUAAUUAAUCGCGUGUCCGUUAUGUAAAGCAAUGAGUAAGCGGCAGAUAAAGUAGUCGACCGGCCAGUGAAAAUGGAAUCGCGCGAACAUUGCGCUCGCUGUCGCGCUAAAUCGAUUGUCCGUUAUAAGAACGACGACCCCUGUGAUCAUUGUCGACCCCACGUCCUGGAAAAGCGGACGGCCUUCUCUCCGAAAAGACACUCGCCUGAAUGUCCCAAGACCCGAACCUUCGAGGAAGAAGAACGGAGGAACGAGAUCGCCGCUUGCGUCGACAAAUUCGCUUUAGCGAAGAGGUUGCACGCAGAAAACCUACAACAUCAGCCGCUUCCGGAUCGGGUGGACGACUCCAUCUUCAGGAAAGAAUGUCGCGCUUGUUCAGCAAGCUACAAACGAAACGCAAAGUGGAAUCAGGAUCGAGCAAAUCUCGCAACGAGAAUGGAACACCGCUUCGCACCUGCACUCGGUUGCAAGAAGCCGGAAACCCGGAUGGACCUGGCGAUUUGCUGGGAAACGCCAAUAGAUCCGGUAUACGAACCUCGCAAAGCGACGCAUAUCGACGGUUCCGAGGGCGGCUCAGCCCCGGCGAUCUUUGCCAUGAUCCAGCACACACCGGUGCCGAAGAAUCGCGAGCUUCUGUCUCGUAACGAGGAGAGGAACAAGUGCGGUUGUACGAGGCAGAUCAAGGUGGAGAAAGACUCCACUUGUUCUUGCAACGAACUCUGUGGCGAACGGCGAUGCGAGAUCCCGUCGAGAUCAAAUUCCGUGCCGCGCAUCACCGAGCGCAAGUGCACGGCUUGCCGAGGCGGUGAAACGGAAGCGGAACUCGCGCGGCGAAGAAAGGAUCCGAGACUGAUUCGGUCUGCGGUGGGUUUCGCGCUCGGUCUCGAGGAAAAGCGCGGGCCGACAACGGGCGACGACGUCGCGCGCAGAAACGGAUUACCGCCGAUGAAGAUGACGGUGCCGCGGCCGAGGACUCCCUUCGCGAGGCGCGCCUUCUGCAUUGACACCCUGGCACCGCCGUUCAGCGUGAUGAAUGGCUGCCGAGAUGCCGAUUACCCCGAGCACUGGCGCCUCAUGUCCGUGUACCAGCAGUCGUACAGGAAUCCGCAAAAACGAAGGACUCGCCGCUUCUAGGCCGAGAAUGAGCCUGAUAA